AUUAUUUUCCAGGAGAUCGGAGUCUGUACUAUAUCAUAUCACUACUACCAGAUACGACCCAUAGACCACCUCACCGGUACUGCAAGAAACCACUCACACACCAUCUGAACUAGAGACAUACAAUUGAUAAUUGGUCCAUUCACUUAUCAAUAGCAAGAACAUCGCACAGGUUCCACAACCUUCACUCCUCAAGUCUGCACAAUGGAACUCAUCUGUCAGCUCCACUCCCAUAUCACCUCGUCCACCAGUGAUCAUAAAACCAUCCAGCUAAUUCCAGGCGACCAGGUGGAGAUAGUGGCGGCCCACGACAACGGAAACCUCGAGAUUGGUCUCACCAAGAAGACCUACUUGGCUCUCUUCAAACAAUGCCACCUGUACUGGCACUCCAAAGACUCCAGAUCGCCCACGCUAGACACCUACCUCAUGACCCUUGGUUACAUGGUCACCACCAACGAGAAUACAACCAUAAUUGCGCUCCACGAUACAGUCACUGCCCAGCUCUACCAAGAGCAUGGUGAGGAGUUUCUUCUCCGAGAAAUCGAUAUCAUAAGUACCUAUCUUAGCAGCCGGUUGAAGAAAAUCAACAAGAGUUCCUCCUUGUGGUCCUUGAUGAAGAGGUACACCGUGUUGAUAGCAGAAAAGUAUCCCGAUGUGUUGAAGACGGUGGUUUUGCGAGCAUGGCAGAGUUGCCAAGUACAUUUCGCCAACUACUACGCUGCCAACUAUCUAAAGUGGUGCUUCCAGGUGGGAAUCUUACAUCGGGAGGCUCUCGAGACCCUCCAGCAGCUUUGUCACAAAAACUUGCGAGACGUGUCGCUUUGGAACCUACAGUAUGAGGCGUUGUUGAGUGUUGGAGGACUUAGAUCACAGUAUAGCAUCAAUGAGCACAACCGGCUCGCAAAGGACUCGAAAUACUGGAGCGUACAACCUAGGACUCCUAUACUUGCCAUUGAUGACCCCGAGUGGGUGCGUUCCGAAAUCAUCCGCCAGUUUGAGUGGCUCUUGCAGAUAGAAUGCUCAAUUCGUACACCAUAUGUUACCUUGAUAAAUGCUGAAGAAAGAAUAGGUGGCGAAGCAGAUGGUCUACUCGACUUGGCUUCCAACAAGUCCAGCUCCGUGAGGAAAGAGAUUGGAAGCACCAACGGGUCUGAAGGAAGCGUCACCGUAAAACGGAUGGAAUUCUGUCAAGUGUUGGAAACGCUCUGGCAUUUGGAAGCUAAAGGCCGCUAAUUAGGUUUAUCAUGCAACACUGGACCAGAAAAACCAUGCUAUCGGAGAACGCUCACUAUUUCCCAUGGCAUUCAUAGACCGUUACAUAACUAUAUACCUAUUUUUUGCAUCUAUUCGAUAGAAUUAUCAUGGAACACAAUCUUACGGAUAUCCCAUCUCCAUACACUGCUGAUCAUGUUUAUACUGAUCUGAUAUGGGCAUGGCGUUGUAGCGCAGUUCACGAUCUGUCACGC
This is a messenger RNA of Suhomyces tanzawaensis NRRL Y-17324, 1463 nucleotides long. RefSeq lists its product as uncharacterized. NCBI's taxonomy places the organism in Eukaryota, Fungi, Ascomycota, Pichiomycetes, Serinales, Debaryomycetaceae. The transcript is spliced from 2 exons. Bases 202 to 1230 code for a protein of 342 amino acids. The record is from RefSeq and is a predicted model, not a curated record.